AUGUCCGUCCGUCGUAUAAUAGAGAAUAACGAGGAAGCCGGUAUCAGACCAAGCAAAACUUACCAAUCAUUUGUUGCAGCAGUCGGGGGUCACCGCGAGUUAAAUUUUAUCGAAAAAGACGUGAGAAAUUACAUCACGAGAGAAGUGCGGAAUAUUUCGGAACAAGAAGAUGCAAAAGAAUUCGGAAAAUACUUAUUAAGAAUGGAAGAGAAGAAUCAUAAUUUCUUUUACGAGCUCGAACUCGAGGACGAGCAGUCGAUUAAGCUUGCUUUUUGGGCCGACGCAAGGAGCAGAGCUACCUUUGAGUAUUUCGGAGAUGUUAUUUCAUUCGACACCACCUACAAUACAAAUAGGUAUAAUUUGGUUUGUGGUUCUUUUGUCGGAGUGAAUCACCACGGUCAGUCAACACUUCUUGGAUGCGCUUUGAUGAAAAAUGAAGAUAUUGAAUCAUUCAAAUGGUUAUUUCAAUGUUGGCUUCAUUGCAUGGGAGGUUAUAUGUCGAGCAAGAAGACGAUGGAGAUCAACCCUGAGAACCCAAUCAUGGAAGAGUUGAAAAAGAGAGCAGAUGCUGACAAGAAUGACAAGUCCGUGAAGGAUCUUGUCCUGUUAUUGUUUGAGACUGCUUUGCUAACAUCAGGGUUCAGCCUUGACGACCCCAACACAUUUGAGAACAGGAUUCACAGGAUGCUCAAGCUUGGACUCAGCAUUGACGAGGAUGCUGGUGAUGCAUAUGCAGACAUGCCUCCCCUUGAAGACGUUGACUAUGCUAUGCAAGUUUGCCUUUGCUAG
Molecule: messenger RNA, 789 nt
Organism: Arachis stenosperma
Lineage: Eukaryota; Viridiplantae; Streptophyta; Magnoliopsida; Fabales; Fabaceae
Product: protein FAR1-RELATED SEQUENCE 5-like
Exons: 2
Coding region: 1-789 (262 amino acids)
Biological process (GO): regulation of DNA-templated transcription; protein folding
Molecular function (GO): ATP binding; ATP-dependent protein folding chaperone; ATP hydrolysis activity
Source: RefSeq, a predicted model, not a curated record